This is a messenger RNA of Diorhabda carinulata, 12545 nucleotides long. Its product is annotated as endoribonuclease Dcr-1. Gene Ontology annotation, biological process: siRNA processing; pre-miRNA processing; apoptotic DNA fragmentation. The record is from RefSeq and is a predicted model, not a curated record. Gene Ontology annotation, cellular component: RISC complex; nucleus; cytoplasm. The coding region runs from base 152 to 5635 and encodes 1827 amino acids. The transcript has 7 exons. Lineage: Eukaryota; Metazoa; Arthropoda; Insecta; Coleoptera; Chrysomelidae. Gene Ontology annotation, molecular function: RNA binding; protein binding; ribonuclease III activity.
GAAACUAACCUAUACUUGACUAGCUAUUUUUGAUAAUGUAUUGAAAACAUGUAUUGAAAUAAAAAACAAUGAUUAUAAAAUAAAAUUUGCCCAUUAUAAAUAGACUGAACAAAAAUAUUAAACAUUCACUUAUGUUAAUAUUUCUAUAAAUAUGUCAAGUUUUACGAAUGAAAGUGUAUAUACUCAUACGUUUACGCCUAAAGAAUAUCAAGUUGAAUUGUUGGAGUCAGCUAAGAAAAAAAAUACAAUAAUAUGCUCCAGUACAAGUUCUUCAAAAGCAUUUAUUGUGGUUAAGUUAUUGCAAGAAUAUUCAUGGCAGAUGAGACAGGAACGUGGUAAAAAGGCGUUAUUUAUUUUAGAUCCUCAAAAUGUUCCUAUAAUGACGUCUCACGUUAAAUAUUUAACCGACUUGAAGUGUAUAAGUAUUACUAGAAUAACUACAGAAAUUGAAUUAGAAGACUUAUUUCAAAGAUAUCAAGUAAUUAUAUCAACUGCAGAAAUAUGUAUUGAAAUGGUACAUUCAUGUCUAAUAGCUGAUUUCUCUGUAUUUAAUUUACUUGUUAUUGAUGAUUGCCUCUAUGGACAAAGACAGUCCCUUAUUAAAGUUAUUAUGAAUAAAUACAACAAUUUACCUGAAGGUUAUAAACCACGUAUACUGGGUUUAACUACAGGAUUACUUAGCUCUGAGUUACAGCCAGACAGAUUAGAAGCAGAACUAUCAAGAUUAGAAAAAUUAUUAAAUUCAGACGUAGACACUUCAUCUGAAAUAGUUACUUUGAUAAGAUUGUCAUGUAGACCCCAUGAAACUGUGAUAGAAUGUCCUAAGUCACAAGUGAGUAGCUUACAAAAUGAAAUUAAGAAGAUAGUACAAGGAACCAUAGAUUUUUUACAUGAUCAUAGAUAUGAUCCUAGUGAAAUAUAUGAUGAUGAUUUAUUAGAAGAAUUUAAACAAGUUCCUGAUCCACGUAUUGUACCAUUAGAAUUACUACAUAAUUUCCUGGAAAUACUCGAAGAUAUGGGCCCAUGGUGUGCAGAUAAAGCUGCACUAUACAUAUUGUCAAAAAUUGAAAAGCUCAAAGUGAAAGUACCGUAUGAACGCCAUUAUCUUUUGUUAUGUAUGACAUCUUCUACAUUGAUAUCUGUUAGAGCUACAUGCGAAUAUUUAUUUGAAAAUUCUGAAGAGCUGGAUAUAUUAAAAAAGUAUUCAACACAAAAAGUAUUAAAGUUUAUUGAAAUCUUGAAACAAUUUAAACCUCCAGGGGAUAAACCACCAAUAAAAGAGAAAAGUCCAGAUGAAAGUUCUCCAGUAAAAUUCAAGGGUAGAGGCAAAGGACCUAGGAGACCUCUUUUUCAAAGACCACUAACUGAAGAUAAUUUGUGUUCUUUAAUCUUUGUUCAUAAUGGAUAUAAAGCAAAAACAUUGUUUGCUUUACUUUGUACUCUUUCUCAAGAAGAUCCUGACUUCUGGUGGAUUUCAGCUUUAUUUACAGUAGAAAAAGUAGCAGAUACAAUAAGUGAACCUAAAGAGGCUGAAAACGAGCAUAAAACACAAGAAGAAGUUCUCAAAAAAUUUAGGUGUCAUGAAUGUAAUAUAUUAGUGUCAACGUCUGUACUAGAACAAGGCUGUGAUUUACCAAAGUGCAACUUAGUUAUUAGAUUUGAUUUACCCAAAAAUUUUCAUAGUUAUAUUCAAAGCAAGGCAAGAGCUAGAGCAUCUGAUGCUCAUUAUAUCCUUUUUGCAAAUAUAGAUCAAAUUAACAUGUUUGUUGAGGACUUGGCUGAAUAUAAUGAAGUUGAAAAUACUUUGCUGAGAAGAUGUUAUAGUUUAGAACCUAAUAAACAAGAAGAGAUAAUAGCAGAUCUAUACAGUCAUUUAUGCACACCCUAUAAACCAUUACCAGAUGAUGGAGCACCUAGUAUUACUUUAACCAAUGCAAUAUCGUUACUUAAUAAAUAUUGUGCUAAGUUACCCAGUGAUACUUUCACAAGGCUCACACCAAUAUGGAGUGAGGAGCAAACCUCUUGUGGAAAGUUCGUUGUCCAUUUGAGACUCCCAAUUAACUCACCUGUCAAGCAAACUAUUUCUAGCCCACCAAUGCCAAAUAGUUUGCUCGCUAGAAGAGCAGUAGCUUUCAUGGUGUGCCGCCAACUUCACAAAACUUGUGAACUUGAUGAUUAUUUGCAACCUAUCAACAAAGAAAAUUUUAAAGCUACAGAAGAUGAUUGGGUUAACUUUGCUUUGGAUGAACCUGAUGAUGAAAACUUGGACGUUCGACCUGGUACUACUAAACGUAGACAGUAUUAUAAUAAAAGGAUAGCAGAUGCAUUAUUGAAUUGUCACCCCGUAGUGGGAGAACCAACAUACUUUUAUAAAAUUGUUAUGACUUUAACUUGUCCUUUGCCUGAAGAGCAAAACACAAGGGGUAGAGAAAUUUAUCCUCCUGAGGAUUCUCCUUUAGGAUUUGGAAUUCUCACAUCGAAAAGGAUUCCAAAGAUAAGUGCCUUUCCUAUUUUCACCAGAUCAGGUGAAGUUAGUGUGGACUUAGAACUAAUAUCUACAAAUCUGGUUUUAACUGAAGAGCAAAUAAAAAAAACUAGAGAGUUUGUAAACUAUACUUUUACAAGUGUGUUGCGAUUACAAAAGUAUUUGAUGCUGUUCAAUCCAGAUGCUUCAUCUAAUAAUUAUUUAAUCGUUCCGACAAUCAAAAGGGAUAAUGCAGUAAAAGUCAAUUGGAAAUUUAUAAAUUUGAUAUUCACUCUUCUAAACAGGAUUCCAGCAUUCAUACCUGAUGAAAAAAGAGCUAACUACAUUUUUAAUCCUGAGCUCUACAGAGAUGCUGUAGUCAUGCCAUGGUAUCGUAACCAGGACCAACCUCAGUAUUUUUAUGUAGCAGAGAUGUGUUCCAAGUUGAAUCCUACCUCUGCUUUUCCAGGAUUAGAAUAUGCGACUUUUGAGGAGUAUUAUAAAAGAAAAUAUGGAAUUCAGAUUCAAAAUCUGACUCAGUGUUUGUUGGAUGUAGAUCAUACUUCUGCACGUUUGAAUUUCCUCACUCCAAGAUAUGUAAACAGAAAAGGAGUAGCACUGCCUACAAGUAGUGAAGAAACAAAAAGAGCUAAAAGAGAAAACCUUGAACAGAAGCAAAUAUUAGUUCCGGAACUAUGUGCUAUUCACCCUUUUCCUGCUUCUCUGUGGAGGAAAGCUGUAGCUUUGCCUUGUGUAUUAUAUAGAAUCAAUGCUUUACUUCUAGCAGAUCAGAUCAGAAGAACUGUAGCUAGUGCUUUAAAUUUAGGCAUAUGUGAAUUACCUAAAGAAGUUAAAUGGCCAUCAUUGAAUUUUGGAUGGAACUUAUCUGAUGUACUGAAAAAAUCCCGUGAAGAAGAGAUGCGUAAGCAGCAAGAAAAGUUACUAGUAGCUGAACUCCAUUUAGAAGAAAAACUACCCUCAUUAAAAAUAACCGAAAUAAAAUCAGAUGAUGAUUUUGAAAAUGGCGUCAAUGAUACAGAUGAUGAAUGCAAUAGUCUUGUAGAAAUGAGUACCAAAUGUGAUGACAAAUGGAUAGAGAUAGGGACUUGGUCUAAUGAAAUGGCAGGAACUAUGGAUUGUAAUGGAAGUUCUUCCUUAAUUCGUUAUGCUUCACCAACUAGUUGGUUGCAGUCAGAUAAUAACUAUGAUGAUUUUUCUGACAGUGAAUCAGAAAUACUUCAGGAUGAUUCUGAUUCAGAGUGGGGAGGUUUAAGGAUUGAGUUUACAGGAGAUAAUCAAGCAGAAGCUUUGGAUGAUGAGGAUGAUGACAAUGAAGACAAAGUAUUUAAAUUAUACAAUAAUAUUGAUGCUUGGAAGAUUGAAGAAGAAAGUGUGCAAACUGAUUUGUUAAGAAAGGAAUUUCAUGAAGCAUGUUCCAAUAAUAAACACUAUAUACUAUCUAGUGGAAUAUUAGUAAAGGCUGACAAUGUUUUUGACAAAACUAUUUUAAAAGAUAAAGAAGAUAAAAUAGUUUAUACAAAUAAUAUCGAUAAGAAUGUUGAUUUUUCUUUGCUGUACAAAGAUAAUAGAAACAAUUCAGUAUUAGAUGAGAAUAUUAUAUCUAAUCAAUAUAUUAAUGAGUAUGAUAUAUCUGAAGAACUAUCUUUUAGUUUUGAUGAACAACCUAACUUAGCAGACCAUCCUGGACCUAGCCCAAAUGUUCUUUUGCAAGCUUUAACUAUGUCUAAUGCAAAUGAUGGAAUUAACUUGGAAAGGCUGGAAACUAUUGGUGAUUCUUUUUUAAAAUACGCCAUAACAAAUUAUUUAUAUUCCAAAUAUGAAAAUGUACAUGAAGGAAAACUCAGUCAUUUGCGAUCAAAACAAGUUAGUAACUUGAAUUUGUAUCGUUUGGGAAGAAGAAAGUGCUUAGGAGAAUUCAUGAUAGCUACCAAAUUUGAUCCACAUGAUAAUUGGCUGCCUCCUUGCUUCUAUGUCCCGAAACAAUUGGAAGAAGCCCUAAUAGAUGCACAAUAUCCUGCAAACUGUUGGUCAGUUGCUGACAUGGCUGCAACUAGAAAUAUGAGUUUAGAUGAUAUUUGUGUAAUGGUACGUGAACGUGGAGAAGGCUUUGCUUUAACCAAUUCCAUUCCCUAUAAUCUAGUCACUCAACAUAGUAUACCUGACAAAAGUAUAGCAGAUUGCGUGGAGGCGGUUAUAGGAGCUUAUUUAAUUGAAUGUGGUCCCCGUGGUGCUCUGCUAUUCAUGGCUUGGUUGGGAAUUAGAGUUUUACCAAAAUUAACAGAUGGUACAUUUGGAGAAAUUAAAUUGCCUCGAUCGCCACUCCUUAGAAAUAUACCCGAUCCCGAAGGGGAGUUAGAAAGACUGCUAGAUGGAUAUGAUAAAUUUGAAAAACACAUUGGAUAUAAGUUUAGAGAUCGGUCGUACUUAUUGCAAGCGAUGACACAUGCGUCAUAUUUCCCUAAUCAUCUCACUGAUUGUUAUCAACGAUUAGAAUUUUUAGGAGAUGCUGUUCUAGAUUAUUUGAUUACUAGACAUUUAUACGAAGAUCCCAGGAUGCACUCGCCUGGUGCUUUGACAGAUUUGAGAUCGGCGUUAGUUAAUAAUACCAUUUUUGCAUCAUUGGCUGUGAGAAAUAACUUUCAUAAGUAUUUCAAGCAUUUAUCUCCAGGUCUUAAUGAGGUUGUGGAGAGAUUUAUAAGACUGCAAGAAGAAAGUGGUCAUUCUUUAGUAGACGAAUUGUAUUUAGUAAUAGAAACAGAAUGCGAGGAAGUAGAAGAUGUAGAAGUACCAAAAGCCUUAGGUGAUGUGUUUGAAUCUGUUGCAGGUGCUAUAUUUUUGGAUUCUGGUAUGUCUUUAGAUGCUGUAUGGAAAGUGUAUUACAGAAUGAUGAAAUCGGAAAUAGAACAAUUUAGUAACAAAGUUCCAAAAUCUCCUAUUAGGGAAUUAUUAGAACUUGAGCCAGAAACCGCUAAAUUUGGUAAACCUGAAAAGUUGGCAGAUGGGAGAAGGGUUAGGGUUACUGUGGAAGUAUUUGGCAAAGGAUUGUUUAAGGGCAUUGGAAGAAACUAUAGGAUUGCUAAGUGUACAGCUGCCAAAUGUGCUUUAAAACAUCUUAAACGGAGGGGUUUACUUAAAAAAAGUGACAAUUAAUAUAUUUUAUCAUAUUUGUAUAUAUGAGCAAACUGCAUUUUUUGUUUUUCCACAACAUAAGCCCACAUUUAUACAUUAUGUUAAAAUAAGUGCUAUGAUAGUCCAAGAGAGCUACAUGAAACAGCAUCGAUUUGGUACACGCUGUUUGAGUUUGCAAAUCGCUAGAUAAAAGUUAAUUAAUCACCAAACAGCUUCUGGCGAGGGUUCUCCGACCAGCCCUAUUUCUAUCAUUACUGCACCGCUCUUAGUUAAGGUCCCCAAAUAAAUAUGAAAAAAGUUUUACUCGUGGACCUCGUCGGUUUUUCGGUAUGGAUUUUCUGGAACUUUGUGUCGAUUCUGGCUGGGGUAUACCAACCAGAAACUGGGAACGAGGCUUGAAAUCGGGCGCGCUGUACCAAAAUGAAAAUACUCAACGAGUUUUCAUCGUAUCAGGGUGGUUUUUUUUAUUUGGGGUAGCAAAAAGAUAUAUUUUGAAUGGCGUUUUGAAAUGUAAAGACUACGUCGACAUUGUUCGAAGGUAUUCCGACCUGCUACAUUUCUUGCACUAUUUCACCGCUCUCAGUUGAGGACCCUUAAAGCAGAUAAAACAAUUUUCACGCGUGCACCACAUCAUUUUUUUCUAAGGAAUUUUCCGAGCUCUCGAUCGCUUCUGGCGAGCGUUUUCCGAACAGCCCGAUUGAUCAUGUUGCAGCACCGUUCUUAAUUAAAGUCCCGAAAAAAAUAUGAAAAAAGUUUCGAUAUCGAUUUUCCUUUGAGUCGCUUCUGGCAAGGGUUUUCCAACCAGAUAAAUUUCUGGCACUAUUGCACCGCUCUAACUUGAGGUUCCUGAAGGUAGUAUGAAAAAACUUUAACGCGUGUCCCCUAUCAUUUUUUCCGGCAUAUUUCUCGUCGUAGAAAACAGGCUGCCAUUCCGAUUUGCGGCCAGAACGAACAGCCAGAAGUACCGUUUGGUGAUGAACUAACUGUUAUCUAGCAGUUUGCAAACUCAAACGGCGUGUACCAAAUCGAUGUUGUUUUAUGUAUAUUUUAUUUACGUUUAAAUAGUCAAUUUGCAAUUAAGGCUUGUAGGAAGAGUUAUUACUUCCUAUAAAUUUUUGAUAAUUUUAUUUCUUUAUCAUGUAUCAACCGGUAAAUAAGAUAAUUAUUAUAUAUCAUCCCUCUAAUAGUUCCAUAGCAUGUGGUUUAUAGAUUUCGCAGCUACAUAGGACGUAAAAUAACUAAGCAUGAUGUUGGCCUUAUGUUGUGAAAAAAAUUUAAUAUUAAUUUUAAAAACAAAGCAAUUGGACAAAAUAAUAAACAAAAAAUGUUUGUUUUGAUAUGAUUAAAAAAAGUAUUAAUAAUCUAGUCAAACUGUUUUUAACAAGAAAGUUGUAAGGUAGUUUUGUCUACUUUCCUCUUGAAUAAUUUUUGUAUUUUAAAUUUGUAUUUGAGCUUCUCUCAUAUUUGCCGCUAGUCUUUUUCGAAUAUGAAUCAUGGGACUAAAACAAAGUAUUUGAUUGAAAUAAAUUUUUCGUUUUGUCCUUGAGUUUUUACUAAAACAAAUUCAAUCUUUAAACUUUAUUAAAAACUAAGGUAACUGAAAAAGAAGAGCUAUCAAAAUCUAUCUCAUGAUUCUAAAUUCAUACAGUAGGGUGGAACUUGAAUAUAACAAAAAAAUCUAGUUUUUUGUUUUGACUUAAUACUAAAAUAAAUGUUCAUUGUUGUUCGUCCUCUGGUGCCGUAAAGGUGUUAAUAUUUGAUAACGUAGCAGAAAAAUACCGAAACUUAAAAAAAACACAGCUUGCUCGUAACAAGAGAAAUAUUACCUAGAAGUCAUCACGAGGAUUUGGCUGCGUCUCGACAUCCAUUUACCUCCUACUCUUUAAAAAACAUAUGUGUUUAAUCUGACUAAUUAACAACCAUUUUGUAAUCUUUUUUGGUUUCAAACCAAAACCAUCUCUAGCUUCAUACAACUAGUGACAAUUUUGACACAUCCCCACCAUGAAAAAUCUGGGGCAUCUCCCAUCUGAACUAUUUUCUUAAUUUCUUCAUUGGUUAAUCGAGACAAGAUUGGAGAUUCAGUGCAUUCGCAAUAAUUCCAAUCUAUUAAAUUUGUAUAUUCAGUUGAAUCAAAAUGGUGAUACUUCAAAGCACCUUACUGUUUACACCAACACUCACAAUUAUAUUGUCUCAGACGCGCUUUGAUAACCAAGUUAUCGUCUUCAGAGACUGACGGUAAGCUGUUUAGCGUCAGUAUUUGAAGACGAUAACUUGAUUAUCGAAACGCGCAUCAGAUAGUAUAAUAUGAGUGGUGGUGUAAACAGUGUGUUCAAUAUGAAUAUCACCAACGGUUCCAGAAAUUCCAACUUAGUUCAAAGCACUUCACAUUUUCAUUAGAUUUCGAUCUAGCCGCCAUAAUUCUUCUAGGCCCAAGUUCCCUAAUAUGUUUUCUGGAUAAGUUACUAUUGCUAGAAUAAUAUUUUUUGAGUGGACAACCAACGUAUUUCUUUGAAUAACUGGACCAAUGACAUGUGUUUCGAGGUACCUAGUUUAUUUGAUGAAUGUCCACAAAUGAAUAGCUCAUUCCUUGUAAAGGUUUCACUUUGAUGUUGAAACAAAUUCGGCAAGAAGUUUUAAGAUUUUACACGAGACGUAUAAACGUAAAAUUCUAUUCGCAGUCCUUAACCAGUGAGAAUGAGCAACUUUUCCUUUUUUUUGUCAAGCCUUUUGAAGAUACUCCGGUUAAUACUGUUUGAAAAAUUUUAAAUAAGCACUCAAGUCUUCCCAAUCAUUUUCUGGCAAAAUCAAUUCAAUUUUUUCAUUAUUUGUAAUUGAAAGCUCUUUACAAUUUUCAAGCUGUUUGCCUAUUGGAUCAGAUAAUCCUCUAGGACCCCUCAAAAUAUUGAAAUAGGUGCCGUGCCUCAAAGGAAGUUCAUUUGCAUGUAGUAGACAAAUUUCUAGUAUUUUGAUAAUUACCAUUCAUAGUAGUACUACCGUAAAACAUACGAAUUUAACGCAUUAUCGGGACCAAGGUCAAACCAAACAUUUUUUAAUUAGUAUAUGAGGUAGAUUAUAAAUUAAAGUUAUUUUCGUUAUGCGGAAAGGAAAUAAAAGGAAAUUUCCACUAUUAUAAAACAUUAUUCGAGACUUCGUUGUCAAGUUCCACCCUGUUCUACAGUCUGGAAUCUAAACACAGUGUUUACUACCACAUUUCGGUAUUUACGCAAAAUGCCAGGAGUUACACGAAUGCGUAGUAGACAUAUGAUUUUUAUUAUAUAUGUAUAUUAGUAUAUUAUAAACAUUUAAAAAAGUUGUCGAACCGAACUGCUUAUGAAGUUUUACUGGUCAUAUAAGUGCAAAAUUUUAUUAUUUUUCUAACCGAACCACCUCUAAAUGCAACAACAAAAAAAGCCAAAAAACUCUAAAGAAUGUCACCUCGAAUAUGUUAAAAAUCAUGCUAACAGUGUGGCAAUGCAAGACACUGACUUAUUGUAACUACCAGAAUUUCGGGAAAAUACCGGUUCUGUUUACUACCAGUACACCAACAAUUAUUUUUACAUACUUUCUGAUGUGUGUGUUAGUCUUCAGAGACACUCCCCGAUCUCUGAAGACAUAACACGCGAAAGUGUGAUUGUGAGUGUUGAUAUAGUUCAGUAUAAACAUCACCAACCAAUUUUGAGCCUGUCAUCUUAUUCAUUAGCUGCUUUUCAAUUUAGAAAGCACCAAACCCAUGGGUUCAACGCACACAAGAAUCAAUUGGAACCAACUUCGGUGAGCUUUGUGUCAAGUGUCAAAUUUUAAAACAUACCUCACAUUUGUAAAUUGGUCGCAUUCAGUGGACGAAACCGUUGUGCAACUUUUAUAGAACCCUAGCGGAAUCGUUAGGUGAGAGAUACGCUAAAAACUCAACACGUUCUGGAACAGACGCCAUGUUUUGGAGAUUUUUUAAUUUGUGCUAGGUAAGGGUAGCGGAGCUGAAAAGUGAACAAAAAUUGACACAGAACCAAACUACAAAUUUGUUAAAUCAACUGUUUUCUGUGAUCAAGUUGUAACCUUAUCAGAAAAAAAUUGUUUGAAUUCGGUCAUGAGAAUGAGGAAAAUUAAUUAAAGAAUUUAAUUUUGAAUUGUAAUGUCCGUUUUUAUAUACAUUUAAAAGUGAUUGAGUGCCGAUUACACAUCGUAAUUCUUAGAAAAAAAAACUAGUCCAAGUAACACCACAUAAUGGAACACUCUUUAAGUUUAAUAAAAAUAAUUUCGUUUGAAUAUACUCAACAAAAAUGUAAAAAAUACACUUGUCAAAAACUCAUAAUUUACAUAAAUGUUCAAGAUACCGAUAGGUGGCAGUAGCGCUAAGCGCUGCAUCCGCUGAAUGCGACCAUUUGUUGCCGUGUCCGAGAUACCAGAUACUCGAUUAAUUUAAUACAAAAUAACUUUUUACUAAAGAUUACCUUCUUUAUUAAGAAACAAUGCGUAAUAUGAACUUGUUUAUGCAUCCAAUAAUGGUCGCAUUCAGCGGAUGUAGCGCUUAGCGCUACUGCCACCUAUCGGUAACGGUAACGGUCUUGUUAGUUUAUAACAGAUAUAUUUUCAAAACGGAGACUAUUUUGGUUGCUUUUAUUGAACUUAACAAGUGUUACAAUUAAAUGGUAAAUGUGCAAGUACUUUGUCUAAUUUCUUUUCAAAUAAUUAUGAGGUUCAUUCAUCUCUCACACACUUUUGUAUGUAUAUAAAAAUUGUCAUUAUAAUUCAAAACGAAAUUAUAGAGAAUAAUUCAUGCAGUUCUAAAUUAUUUAUCUUAUCUUAAUCGACGGUUCAAUCAUUUUUCUUCUAUGAAAGGUUACAACCAUAGACAUAGUUGACGUUUGAUCUCAGAUGUAACAAAUUUCACUUCCGCUACCCCGACCUAUCACAAAUUAAUGGAGGGUAGAGGUGAGGAGAACCAUCUCUGUGCUACAGAAAGUGUCCAUCAAAUCCUUCAUGUUAGGGAGGCGCUACUAUAGCACAAGUUUAAAGAAAGAUAAUGACUUCGGCGUCCUACUUGAGUUACUUUUUAUUUUACGUCCACUCGGACAACUUUUCACAGAGUAAACUUUUCCCAUUAUGUUUCUAUUGUCUAUGAUAAUUGACACUUCAUAAUUACUUGCAAAAACUCUUACAAAUUCACAAUAAUUAAUUAACAUUCAGCGUUAUCUCACAGUAGCUUUUCUAGGUUAUAUUUACAAAAUUAUUUUAGACUACGUGAAUAGUUUAGAUUUUGUAUACCAAUAUUUAAUUAACGACUCUAGUCAUUUGAAAUAUUAAAUUUUCUAUCUCUGCAUACUUCACUCUAUCCAAAAUAACUAAGUUCAUAUGAUAUCUGGUCCGACAGAAGCGCCAUUCUGGUAAAAUUUUGAAUUAUAAUUUAUCGUCUACAAGCAGUAGACAGUUUUUAAGCUAAACUCCCAUAUGAGACGGUCCCCUUACCUCUAACCUCCACACACAAAUUAAAAGCGCUCACAAGCUUGGCGUCCGCUCUAGAACGUGUUGAGUUUGUAGCGUAUGUGCCACCGAACGAUUCCGUUAGGGUUGUACAACGGUUUCGUUCGCUGAAUGCGUCCAAUGUAAGACAAUAUUUUUUUUAUGGCCCGAUUAAGAUUUCAAAACACAAAUGUAAUUAUAAAUAACUGCCUACACAACCUCAAUUUUACAGUUUGUGUUUAAAGCGUAAUUUAGAAGCUCAUGAAGCCGAAGCAUUUAUCUGGUGCUCACGUUCUCAAUUGUGUGCUCAAAUUGUGCAAUUGGAAAGCAACUAUUGUUAAACUUUAUUUAGCAAUCUAAGUUUUAGAUACAUCAUCAGAUUAUUUAUAGAGAAAUAAUAUCAUUUUUAAAUGAUUCAUUGUGAGAAAUCAAACUAAAACACAGCUUUCACCCUUGGAGCCAUUUUAAGUACAAAUUGACUAGUAUAAAAUACAAUGAAACUUGUUCGGUAUGCAGCGGUGGCUAGCACUAAAGUUCCAAUACGAUAUGGCCAUGUCUAAGGACAGUUCUAAGAAAUACAAUGAUAGUAAUUUUUUUGAAUACACACCCAUUUCACAAUUCACGAGUCGCAACUGUCGGUAGAUAUAAUUUGAAUUUAAACAAGUUUUAUUGGACGUCUGCUAUUUAGAAUAUACGAGGAGGUGUGGUUAUUCAAAUAUUAAAAAAGUCAAUUUGUUUUAAUUUGAAGUAGUCUGAGCAGAUCUCAAAAUAUUUUUUAUCCUUAGAAAUUUUAGUUUUUGAAUUUUUUAAUAGUACUGAUUAGGACUGAAUCGAUUUUUAUUAUGUUCGAUUUAUUUAUAAUGUUUGUUAUUGUAAGAUUUCAAAAUCUUUCUAGAUGUUCUGAAUUUUAUUUAUAUUUUAUAGUAUUUAUAAUUCUGUUAUUUGACAAACUAUAACCUAAAAAAUCAACAUUUAUAUAAAUGCCUAUAAAUUAAUACAUAUUUAUAUUGGUGAUGGUUAAUAUUUAUAUUUUAAUGAACAUAGUUAUUAGGUACAGGCUGUCAAACGUAAGAUGACCCAUAUACAGUUUGUGGGUCACCUUAUGUUUGACACCCUGUACAAAAGGCAUAUCUUAAAAUUUUCUAUUGAAUGUGGGCUGUGUGUUUUUACUUUUACUAGCCAUUAAUUUUUUUUCUAAUUUGAUUUUUGCUUCUUGUUCAACUAUGAAAAUCAGUGUAAACUCAGUUUUGUAGGCAUUGUAAGAAAAAUAAAAAUUUGUGGAGAAUCGUUAUUUGCAAUACAUUACCUGUGAUUUUUUUGCUACUUUUUGUACAUAUUAGGUAUUGUAUCUUAUGCGACAAUAUUCGUCAUUACUUGAAAAUUUAAAACAUCUUUUACAAAUUUAAAAUUCCUGAAUCAUUACAAAUAUUCUGUGUACGUACAUAACAGUUUUAAUAAAGAUUUUAAAGAAAAA